Pieris macdunnoughi is the source of this 903-nucleotide messenger RNA. Lineage: Eukaryota; Metazoa; Arthropoda; Insecta; Lepidoptera; Pieridae. The record is from the annotation of a GenBank genome assembly.
AUGAAAUUAAUUAAGUUAGGGUAUUUUUAUUUAGACAGGCAAAUAGUAAUUGUAAUAAAAGUCCCAAUUAUUGUAUCCUACACCUAUGACCUUUAUAAAUUAGCCGUUGUCCCAAAUAAGAACCAUAAAGUCCUUAUUCCCACCUCUCCAUAUUUGGCAAUAUCUGGAAAAGACUCUAGGUACAUAGAGACAGAAUGUCCGAAGUUAAAUUCAUGGUUUCUCUGCAACUCAAAACCAGAUUAUAAGAAAGAUAAAUACGAUUGUAUCCAGCAGCUGAUCACUCAACAGGAGCUCAACCAGUCCUGUCCCUUAACUUCAGUCGUCCUACAAAAUGAAGCAUUAGAGCAACUUGAUGAUAAGCAUUAUACAAUGAGCUUUCCAACUUUAACGAAAGUUAAAUUAUUCUGUGGACAAGAACAAUAUAGGACACUACAAGGCAGCUAUGUAGCAGUCAUUCCACUUAACUGUUACCUCAAGGCACCAGGAUUUACCAUUACUAAUAUGAAUAAUCGUAUAAAAGGUCACAUUGUCAAGAUAUUGGAAAUACCGCAAUAUAUCGAAUACAAGAAUAUUGAACAGCCAACAUUAAACCUGGCCUCUACAGACCUCAACAGCUUUCAUAGUCUUAACACGAAGAUGUCUAUGCAGCCUCCAGUACAUCUUAAUCAAGACAAGGAUAUAAGUCUAUAUCAUACUACUAUACCUUUAUAUGUAGCAUUGAUAGUAAUGAUUAUUUUAAUUGGCAUCGUGACAUAUAGACGAAUGGGAAUUAAACCUGAAACAAAAGGACAUCCUGAAAAAGAACAAGUUCCUGAAAACCCCAGUCAAGUAAAAGUGAAUCCCGGACAUAUUUCAUCAGCAACUCAACUCAGGGGGGAGGUGUUACGUAGCCCUAUACCAUAG